AACAGACACGUGACUUUUUGCCCCGUCGAGUAGUAAUGGCGGAAAAACAACAACAACACCACGUGGAGACAGAACUUGGAUUUGCAGAAGAAUGUUCCAACAAAGCGUUACUUAGUCCAUUCUUAUUCCCCAGUAAAUUAGGUGGAAAACCUGUUUGGUUACGAUGGGAUACUUUCCCAUCGCAAGAAAUGUUGAUGUGUGGCGUUUGUUCUAACCAGAUGAGAUUUUUAUGUCAGCUGUAUGUUCCACACACACUAAAAGGUAUACAGUAUCAUAAAACCAUUUACUUGUUUUGUUGCGGAAAUGGACCCUGUUCUAAAAACAAGAUGUUUGUCAAAGCACUUCGAUCACAGAAAGAAGACAGUGACAAUGAUAUAUCAAACUUUGAAAAAUUAUCUGAUUCUGAACUUAUUGAGAAAGCUAAAUUAUUGACAUCCAAGCUGCCCUUAUGUAAUUUAUGUGGCUGUUAUGCAGACAAAAAAUGUUCAUUGUGUCAAGUGCUGUAUUGUUGUAAAGAUCACCAAAUAUUUGAUUGGAAAAACGGUCACAAAUUGAACUGUUCUGGAAAUGCUAAAUUGAUGAAUGGAAAAAAGAGUGUAUGCAAAACUGAUCAAAAGUCUCUACUGUUUGAUGAGUAUGAAAUUGUUACUGAGCCAGAACCUAAUGAAGAAAAGUCGAAAGAUGAUAAAGCUGAGAAAUAUAAGACUUACCUAGAAAAGAAACGUGGGCCACAAAAUGUUGAUGCAAAAUUAGAUGCUGAUCUGCAAAAAAUAGAUGAAAACAGUGAUGAAAUGUUUCUGAAAUUUAAAGAACGCAUUGAUAGAGAACCUGAACAAAUUAUUAGAUACAGUCUUGGUGGCCAACCACUAUGGGUGUCUGCACAUAAUAUCCCAAAAAGCGAAGAUAUUCCAUCCUGCUCAUGUGGAGCCAAAAGGCGUUUUGAAUUCCAGGUGUUGCCGCAAAUGAUCAACUACCUUGGUCUUCAAACCACAGUGGAAAGCUUAGAUUGGGGAACGUUGUGUGUUUAUACGUGCACCGAAAAUUGUUCUGAGGGACAUCCGUAUAAAGAAGAAUUUAUUUGGAAGCAAGACUUUAUUGACUAGUAGUACUAAGAGGUUUUGUAUAACCAGCUAAAUUGUAUUUUUAAAUACGUAGUUUGUUGUUAAAAUUUACAACCAACAAUAUGACAAAACAGAUAAAGGUGUUCUAAAGUUCGAUCAAUUACGAGGCUGGUUCUUUGUACCAGUCUUGUUCAUGUAGAGUGCAACGAAAAAUACGUCAUGGAACACCCGCGUGUAUUUUUACUAAUUAUCAUCCAGAAAAUAUAUUCAAUUUGGUUUUGCAAUUAAUUUGCGUAUUCGAUUAAUUUUAUUU
Molecule: messenger RNA, 1374 nt
Organism: Hydractinia symbiolongicarpus
Lineage: Eukaryota; Metazoa; Cnidaria; Hydrozoa; Anthoathecata; Hydractiniidae
Product: programmed cell death protein 2-like
Exons: 4
Coding region: 36-1103 (355 amino acids)
Cellular component (GO): nucleus; cytoplasm
Source: RefSeq, a predicted model, not a curated record